This is a messenger RNA of Macrosiphum euphorbiae (potato aphid), 492 nucleotides long. Lineage: Eukaryota; Metazoa; Arthropoda; Insecta; Hemiptera; Aphididae. The record is from the annotation of a GenBank genome assembly.
AUGAGUAUCCUUAGUCAAGAAGAAUCAAAACAUACAACAACCGAAGCUGAAAGAGUGAAAGAUUACCAACUUCACCAUGGUAUGUUAUAUAGGAAGGUGACGGUGGACGACAACGAAACAAGGUUAUUAUGGGUAGUACCUGAGUCAAUGCGAAAUAGUAUAGUGGUAAGGUUCCAUGACUUGGCGGGUCAUUUCGCAGUGGACCGGACAGUCAGUAAGAUAAAAGAAAAGUACUACUCCCCAAUGAUGCGCAGAUACGUGAAGAUGCACAUUAAUUGUUGUCCUGAGCGCAUACUAAUUAAAACCCCCCGAGGAAGACAGCCCGGUGAGCUUCACCCCAUUACCCCUGGUAAACGACCGUUUGAGGUGAUCAACAUUGAUCACAUUGGUCUAUUUGUGAAGUCAACAAAAGGUAACAGUCAUAUUAUAGUGUUGAUUGACAAUUUAACCAAAUAUGUUAAGCUAUAUCCAGUGAAGAGCUGUGGCACAUAG